AGACGCAUGCUGCUCAGAGUGUAUGGUAUUGGUUGUGAUCAGAUCGUUGAUCGUGCCAAGGAGUUGUUUUGGCUGGCACGUCUCUCAGAUUUGAAGAUUGGCCCAGCAUUGCUUGGCACGUUUGAGAAUGGCAGAUUCGAAGAGUACUUGGAUUCUACCACAUUAACCAGCGAUGCAAUCCACCAACCUAUAAUCUCACAGCAGAUCGCUAUCUGUCUUCGACGUCUUCAUGAUAUUAUCAAUGUCUACCCUCCUUCGAAAAGCCAAACACUUGAAGUGUGGUGCAACAUUGACAAGUGGUAUCGUGUUGUUCUUGGAUUGGUACCAUCAUUAAAAAAUAAGAACGCAGAUUGGGGUAAGAUCUUGGAUGCCUAUAACCUCGAUCAGCUUGGGCAAGAAAUUUUGCAGUGUAAGGCUAUUUUAGAACGUGUUCAAAGCCCUGUUGUUUUUGCGCACAAUGAUACACAAUACGGUAAUAUUCUUCAACUGGAGAAGACUGGAGAGUUAGUUGUGGUAGACUUUGAAUAUUCAGGUUACAACCCUCGUGGCUUUGAUAUCGCAAACCAUUUUUGCGAAUGGAUGUAUGACUACCAUUCUGAUCAGCCAGCCUCACUUCAAGCAGACAGAUUUCCUACACUUGAGGAGCGUUUGAGGUUCUGCAAGGCUUAUAUUGACGCCGGGGAAGAUAAUAGCUUGUGUGCAGAAGAUCUGGAAAGAGAAGUCUCUACAUGGCUUAUGGGACCACACGUUUUCUGGGGUCUUUGGGGUUUGAUCCAGGCAAGCCAAAGUGAAAUUGAUUUCGAUUACUUUUUGUUCUUCACACAACGCAUCAGUGCCUUUCGAAAUGAGCUAGCCAAAUGGUCAGAUAACUAA
This is a messenger RNA of Phycomyces blakesleeanus NRRL 1555(-), 873 nucleotides long. RefSeq lists its product as hypothetical. Gene Ontology annotation, cellular component: cytoplasm. The record is from RefSeq and is a predicted model, not a curated record. Lineage: Eukaryota; Fungi; Mucoromycota; Mucoromycetes; Mucorales; Phycomycetaceae. Gene Ontology annotation, biological process: phosphatidylethanolamine biosynthetic process; phosphatidylcholine biosynthetic process. The annotation marks the transcript as partial. The transcript is spliced from 2 exons. Gene Ontology annotation, molecular function: ethanolamine kinase activity; choline kinase activity.